Messenger RNA from Durusdinium trenchii, 1312 nucleotides. The record is from the annotation of a GenBank genome assembly. NCBI's taxonomy places the organism in Eukaryota, Dinophyceae, Suessiales, Symbiodiniaceae.
GACCGGUGGAAGACUAUUUUCCUCCACAACCCAGUGGUUUUGGCGUUCCACGUCAAUCUGCAGGGGAGUAUAUUAUACUGACACUUCGACGCCUGGCGCUCGAGGCGAGUAUGUGUCCAAACACAUCCAAGAGCCGGAUUGGGACAAGCAGUUCUUCCCUAGCUUCACCUUCAUCAACAUUCAAGGAGCCGAGACGGGGCGGACAUCGCUCGGAGACGCAACCUGCCACAUGCCCUGCGCCGGAGGAGAGUGCAACGACCUCUUUAAGCCCAUCUACGAGGUGGUUUGGAGCGACCAAGACGGCACCUUUGUCUCGUGGCGACGGAAGAUCGAUGGGACCUUCGCGGAACGCUUGGAGUUGCAUUACUUCCCUUUGGAUCGUCAGCUCUGCCGCAUCAAGAUCACCGCGGAAAAGCCCAUCGAGGACUUCCAGUUCGUCAUGCUCAAGAAAGACCAUAAACAUCACUUUUCGCGCGCCUGCGAUACGUUCAAGGUGGACCAGGAGAUGCAGAAGCUUUGCGGCUCCUAUGUCCGCUACUGUGACUUCGAGUUGCCCUUCCCAUCGCAAAGAUCGAUGGUGAACGUCAUAUUUCAUUUGGAUCGUCAGGGUGACUAUUACUUCAACAACAUGUUGCUGAUGGUCUUCCUGGUGAAUCUCAUGGGGCUUUGUGCCUUUGCAAUCCCUCUACAUGAUGCAAGUGGUCGAUUAAGCUUAGUGAGUUCUUGCUUCCUGGCCGUUCUGGCCUACCGCUACAUCAUCAACGAGAUUCUGCCUCGCAAGGCAUACCUCACCGCUGCCGACAAAUACAUCACCUUCGCCUGUAUGUUCCUGAUUGUCAUUUGUUUGCAAACGGUGGUCUUCGUGAUUUGGAGACGUGGCAUUGAAGAAGUGAAGGAAGGGCAGCUCAGCUUGGCAUCACUUUGGACUCGCAGUACCUUGGAUUUCUAUCACCUCACUCGAGCACCUCGCACCUCAGCACCUCAGCACCUCGCAGGUGGCGAUCAACGGUUAUCUGUGGUGUCUAUGGAAGUUGUCAAGGCGACAAGAUUGGGGAUCGGUGUAUUUGGAGAAUGAAGAGCCCUAUGCGCCCAUCCAGGACGCGGAGCACAUACGGCAUACGUGACGGGCGGAAAAUCGGCUGUGACUCGAGGUUUCUGUGACGGAUGUGGUGGUUCCAUUGGCGUGGCGAAAUCGGCUUCGAGUGAGAACACAACACGUUCAAGUCUCUUUCCAAAGUCCUUUUCCUCUUUCCCGGGUACUUGUUCACCAUCGGUCUCAGGUCUGUAUUUGGUAUAAUAUAUGCUAAGCGGG